UUCCUAUCACGAAUUACUCCUACCUUUUUUCUUUCAGAUCUUUCCCUCAAGAUGCCGUCGCUUCCCGGCAACCCCGAAUUCCGUCUCUCCUCCUCCGCCGCCGCGGCCGUAAGCAUCUCCAAAACUCCCAAAUUUAGGCCUUGGCAGCGUGGUCCUCUGCUCCGGCGGGAUUCGGGGAUCUCACAGAAUUCGCCGAUGUGAAGUUAUAUUAUGAGGUAGGCGGUCCUGCUUUCCCACGCUUCAUUUGAACUUGUCAAUCAGUUUGGUUCUCGGAAUCGAUCACCAAUCCUCGUUGAUUUGGAUCUAUUUGCUGCGAUGUUGAUUUGAAUUUCUAGUUGUUGAGAUUUCACUAGAUGAAUUUUCAUCCAUGCUCGAUUUGGUUUGUUUCUUUCUUUUCGAGCCCCCAAUUAGACUACGAAUCUUUAUUUUGAUCCAAAGCUUGAUUCCUGUUUAAUUAUACAAUCACAUAAAUUUAAUUGAACAUAAAGCAACGCAUUUCUCAUCUCUUUCACCCAUCUAUGGAGCAUUUGGGUUCUCUAUCUUCAAUUCCAACCCCUUACAAAUCUACUUACAAAUUUGUAAAUAAAUGGGUCAUAUAACUUAUAAGGAUAUAAAUUCGAUUAUAUACAAUAAACUUUGUAUUCGUUUUUUAAAAUUUUCACAUACUGUUUGACAAAUCUUCGAGUAUAGUAAUAUUUUAUAUCCCUUGUAACAUUUCGGAUGCUCAUACAGAUCCGACAAUAAUCUGAUGACAAUUAAAUGAAAUUUUGUAUGAGUUACUUCUUACAUUAUAAAUAAAAAUUAAUAAAUAUAAUAAGUUCGACUCGCGAGAUUUGUGGAUCGUAAAAAUUAUCUUCAUAUCGUCUAUAUCAUUCUUUGUUGUUUGACAUGUGUACUUUCAAGGCAUAACUGGAAUUGUAGAUGUUACGAGGCAGGCAACUCACAACGUAGUUGCUUUGGGACAAUUAUUCUGGUCAAUAAAGUGGUAUACAAGUUGGAAGUUGAAGCAUUCAAACGGCGUGGUGUGGAUUGACUCACGGCGUUUGGAUUUACACGUGGGGGCUCUUCUUCAUCUUCUUCCACACGGAAAACCUGUGGCUGAAUUCAUCCCGAUCCAACUCACCUAAUUCCGCCGCCGUUUUAGAAUAUUUCCCAGUCACACAAUUAAAAUAACAGGAUUCUGGGCUGGGCCCAUUGUAGUUGAACAGUCCCAACCACUUAAUAAAUAUUUAUUUAUUUCACCCGUGGGCUUGCCUCGGAUUCUCUUGUCACUCCGGAUCCGCCCACAAAUAAAGAAAACUAAUUAAUUAUGUUUUAAUUGGCCAAAAAAAAAACUAAUUAAUUAUGUUUUACACAUUAGGUAACCCGACUGUCAGUUUAUCAAAACGCUUUCCGCCCACUAAAAAAGGCGGAGAAUUCUAAAGCGUGUUCGAGAAGCAGCCGAGUAGCCGACUUGGACCGACCAUAUCAACCACGUCAUCACACGGGCAGCACAGCCCAACUUGGCCACUUUCACCUCCUGCUCGACUCAUCAUCCGCCUCCCUCGACUCUCAAACGGCUAGUUUUUCUUCCCCCCAUCUCCGCCAAUAUUAAUAUUUUUAAAAAUUAACCGCCAAAGGAUAAACUUCCCCACGAAGCACAAAAUCUUUUUUUCCUAGGAAACCUCCAGUAUUUUCUCGGCCUGCCCAAUCCAAAGCCCACCACCAGCCCAGAUAUUUCUAUUAUUUUAAUAUUAUUUUUUUUUUACUGCCUUUUUCCAUCUCCUUUCCCUCUUUCCUUUUUCCAACUUCCCCUCUGGUAUAUAAAACCCCCCAAAACCUCCCCGUCAUUUUUUAAAAGCAACUCGGUAAAGAGAUUUGAUUCACUUACCAUUUCCACUAGCUUCCGCUCAAGAAAAUUUAGGGUUUCCCAAAUCCGAUUCAGAUCUCCCUUUCUUCGAUUCUGCCUCAGAUUCUCGUUCGGAAUCUAAUUUGAGAAGACAGUAAUGGCGCUGGGACGAAGAUGCAGUUCAAUGAGGUGGUCGUCUUCAAGCUGCUACGCUGCCGCGGAGGGCGGCAGCUGCGGAGAGGAGUGUCCGCCGUUCGAGUUCGGGAGGGUCCGGUCGUUUGGGAGGAAGAGGAUUGUCGUCUCGCAGAAUCUGGCUUGCUGCUGGGAUUCGGAGAUGAGUCCUCGGACUCCAUUGAAGAGGCUCUGCAGCGAGCCGUUGGCGCUGGACGCGGUAAUGGCCGAAAUCGACGAGCAGCGGGCGGAGAAGAAGUCUGUUCUCGCGAGCUUGCCGCAGGACAUUCUGAUUAAGGUGCUCUGUGGAGUGAACCACGAAGAUCUAAAGCAGCUUCUCCUCGUCUCCAAAUCAAUCUCCGAAGCUACUUUGAUUGCGAAGGAAUCACACUUCGCCUACAGCACGCCGACGAAGGUGCGUGCAUUCCGUUCACCGACGAUCGAUUACGUCAGCGAAAUCGACGAGAUCGAAGCGCCUGGAGCUCCUAAUAGAGCAGCUCGCCGGCUUCCCAAACCGCGGCUGAGCGACAAGGAGGUUUCGGAUUUGUCAGUGGCGCUCUUCUCGGACGCUUCUUCGCCGCCGAAGAGGAAGAAGAAGGGAUUGUUCAUGGACAUGGAGAUGUGAGAAGAGAAGAGAAGAGAAGAAGUAGCGAUGUGUACAUAAUCACACGGAGUUUCUGUCUGUUUGUUUGUUGUAGAUACAGAGGCGAAAGGUAGAAACACGAGAUAGAACCACCAUAGAGAGAGGCCAGAUGUUUGUGCAGAGAUUCCUUCCUUCUUCAACGUUUCCAAUUGAAGAUCCGAGGGUAUCUGUACAUGUUCUUGGCUUAGAAACACUUUGUAAUUUAUUACUUUCGUAGCCUCUUUUUUAGGGUUUCUGCAUUUGAAUCGGAAGGGGCAGCCUCUGCCCAUUCUGCUUGAUAGAGUUAUCGAAAAGCUUCAUUGAGCUGCAGUUGUUUAGAUCUCUUUUUCUUUCUUUUGUCUGGGAUUUUCUGGCUUCUUAUGAGCUAGGGUUCUCUUUACCUCGUAUCGAGGGAGGAACAUAUUUGUUUCCUAUUUUGCGUUAUUUGAUGAACAUUGCAGUGUGAGUAUAUCUUGACUACACGUUUUGUUACCAUUUUCAUCCUUGGAUAUUCGGUAUAAUAAUGUGAAUAGAAAUUCGCAUCGACGAAUGUUCAUACUUGAUAUUUCCAUUUUGUUUGUUUUGGCCUUGGUGAUCUUUACGAUUUGUUCUUAUUCUAGAUAUCCACUCAAAUUCGAUUUUAAGUCCGACGAUGAUAUUCUGCCAUCCUGAUUGCAAGUUGGAUCAACAAAUCUGAUUCUAAAAAGAAUUUGUUUGUUAAAUUUGCGUGAUUAAGCAUUAAGAAAGCCCAGGGCACAUGACUGGUAAGGGUCUGGUUUCCAAGCAGAAGCUGAGCUGUAAAAAGGGUAACUGUUUCGGACUCUACAGCGCGGAUCAAGCCGUAACCGUCUAAUCAAAGACAGUUGUUCGCUGCUUUGCACGAUGGGAUUGGUCAUUGGUGGUGGAUUUUAUUUAUUUACUAGUGUGGGCCCCGGCCAUUUGGCCGGAGGAAGGUAGGAUGGCGAUGGGUCGGGUUUUGCCAAAUUCAAAUCCAAAUUCAUGGGUUUAUUCGUGAAAAAAAUUCGGGGUAAAAUCCACUGGGUUUGAAAAACUCAAACCCAACUCAACCCCCUGGGUAUCCGCGGGUUCAUGGGUACCCACAGGUUCUUGUCUUAAAAAAUUUACAAUAACAAGUUGCUAUCAAAAUUAAAGUCAAAUAUCAAUCUCUCAAUACAAAUUAUCCAUAUAUAAAAUACCAUUCUAGAAAAUUCAAGCAAAUAAGAAAUUAUCCAUAAAUAACAUGAUUAAUUGAAAGCUUCUUCCUUUCAAUUAAGUUUCUUCACUCUCCCCUCGAUAACAUCAACUUCAUUCUACACAAUUAGAAAGAAAAAAUUAGACAUGUCUCCACAAACAUAAAUAAGAUAAGUUGUUUAGAAUAUUAAAUAUAUCGAGAAAAUUAAUUAUAUGGGUGUGGGCGUGUACGCAUGGGUCGGGUUUACCUAAACCCAAACCCAACCCAACCCGAUGAAUAUUGAACGGGUUUAAACCCAAACCCAGCCCAAAACCCGUCAACACGGAUUUUACCCGCGUUGACCAAGUUGGGUAGGGUGGGUACCCGUGGGUUCGGAUUUUGUUUUCAUCCCUAGAGGAAGGUGAGGUAUGAAAUUUGAUAAUGUAAUGGGGUGUAUAACUUAUUGUUGUAUAGUUUUUUUUUUGGGAAACACGUGAUAAAAAUAGUGAAUUUUAGCAGGAAAGAGACAUUAAUGAUGCAACAAAUCAAAAAUCGGCCUUAUGAACCAAAAUCAAGUACCUGUUACCUUGUGAAACAAUAUUGUUUCUGGUAAUAUGAUGAGGUGGAGUAAGUUUUAUAGAAACUGAAUUCCAGAAAAUCGAAUAAAAAAUCGCAUAUCCCGUCGGUUUUCGGGAAAUGAGCAUUUCACAAUCGUUGCUAGCUUUUACUCGGCCUGUUGGUCGAUUAAUUUGGUUUAUAAAACUUUCAUCUUGUCGUCAUUGUGCUUUCUGGUUUUUUUCAGGCUAUGAUAAAAUCUAACGAAAUAAAGAACGAACAACACGAUUUGGGAUAGGAACCGUCGUUGUCGUAUCCCUAGAAAAUGGUGGUAAACACGGACUCACCUGCCAAACUGGUUUGGAUUGAGAUUUUUAUCGGGUAUCAGGGAACCAUGUGAUUAUAAAUUAGACUUUAUCAAAAGGGGCCAAAACUUGAAAUGCAGCCUGUUUGACCGACCCAUGCCAAAUUCUAUUUAUUCUUUACUUUUAAACUUUUUAUUUGAAAAUAAAAAAUAGUGAAAGAAAAGAGAUGACUGCUAUUUGCACGUCACUUAUUCGGGAAUAAAACCAUAGAAAUUCAAAAGGAACUGAAAAUGUUAGGAUCGGUUUAAUGUUUAAAAUAACCAAAUAGAUCUUUCUGUUUAGUUUUUUACUAACAAAUACCAAACGAUUCCCUAUAAAAUACACUAUGAUUUGAUCAUUAUGAUAUCAAAUAAUCAUAUAAUAUAUAUUUGAAAUGAUAAAAAUUGGACUAAUUGGGUUGGUCGAGGUUGAACCAUUGAAUAACUUUAAAAUACAUUAUAUUUUAGCCACUAAGAUAUAAAAUAAUAGCAUAAUAUAUUAUGCCAGAGAAAAUAGCUUGUUUUAGAAUGUCAAACCAAUGAUGUUCAUUUGUUUUACUUGAUGGCCAAAUCCCAUAUAGGUCAAACCAAUUCAACUCUUUUAUUUUAUGGUUAGCGGUUAGCCCAUUAGAUAUCAUGCAUUAGUUUAUUGUUAAAUUUUUUAUAUUUAGCAAUAAAAAGAAGUAUUGUUUUUGCGUCUUCAUAUAUAUUUUAUCACCACGGAGAAAUAAAAGGGCUUAAUGAAAAAAUUGACACUCUUGAACCCGUUUAAAUCCGCAUGUGUACGGUAAGUUGGCCCGUUCCAAAGAGAAAAGAGGAAAAAAUUGACACUCCCUAUUCUAUCAUUCCUACAAACGCUCCUGGAGCAGGAAAUUUGAAAUGGGGGAAGGGUUUUUCCUCUCUGCUAUUAUAUCUUUUUAAUUUAAAAAGAUGCAACAAAUGUACUUAGUGUGAUUGGUUAUGAUCCUUAUUUUUCCUUAAAAUGGUCAUGGUUCGAAUCCCACUACGUGUCUCUUUAAUGAAUUAAAAAAAGUAAGUGUGAAGACCAAAAUGUCCUUCCUACUUUCACUCUCGUUGCAGGAAAUUUGAAAUGGGGCUCCCGUUUUUCCCUUCGGUGUAUUAUAUUAUGUGUAGAUACAAAUUAUCCAUAUAUAAAAUACCAUUCUAGAAAAUUCAAGCAAAUAAGAAAUUAUCCAUAAAUAACAUGAUUAAUUGAAAGCUUCUUCCUUUCAAUUAAGUUUCUUCACUCUCCACUCGAUAACAUCAACUUCAUUCUACACAAUUAGAAAGAAAAAAUUAGACAUGUCUCCACAAACAUAAAUAAGAUAAGUUGUUUAGAAUAUUAAAUAUAUCGAGAAAAUUAAUUAUAUGGGUGUGGGCGGGUACCCAUGGGUCGGGUUUACCUAAACCCAAACCCAACCCAACCCGAUGAAUAUUGAACGGGUUUAAACCCAAACCCAGCCCAAAACCCGUCAACACGGAUUUUACCCGCGUUGACCAAGUUGGGUAGGGUGGGUACCCGUGGGUUCGGAUUUUGUUUUCAUCCCUAGAGGAAGGUGAGGUAUGAAAUUUGAUAAUGUAAUGGGGUGUAUAACUUAUUGUGGUAUAGUUUUUUUUGGGAAACACGUGAUAAAAAUAGUGAAUUUUAGCAGGAAAGAGACAUUAAUGAUGCAACAAAUCAAAAAUCGGCCUUAUGAACCAAAAUCAAGUACCUGUUACCUUGUGAAACAAUAUUGUUUCUAGUAAUAUGAUGAGGUGGAGUAAGUUUUAUAGAAACUGAAUUCCAGAAAAUCGAAUAAAAAAUCGCCUAUCCCGUCGGUUUUCGGGAAAUGAGCAUCUCACAAUCGUUGCUACCUUUUACUCGGCCUGUUGGUCGAUUAAUUUGGUUUAUAAAACUUUCAUCUUGUCGUCAUUGUGCUUUCUGGUUUUUUUCAGGCUAUGAUAAAAUCUAAGGAAAUAAAGAACGAACAACACGAUUUGGGAUAGGAACCGUCGUUGUCGUAUCCCUAGAAAAUGGUGGUAAACACGGACUCACCUGCCAAACUGGUUUGGAUUGAGAUUUUUAUCGGGUAUCAGGGAACCAUGUGAUUAUAAAUUAGACUUGAUCAAAAGGGGCCAAAACUUGAAAUGCAGCCUGUUUGACCGACCCAUGCCAAAUUCUAAUUAUUCUUUACUUUUAAACUUUUUAUUUGAAAAUAAAAAAUAGUGAAAGAAAAGAGAUGACUGCCAUUUGCACGUCACUUAUUCGGGCAUAAAACCAUAGAAAUUCAAAAGGAACUGAAAAUGUUAGGAUCGUUUUAAUGUUUAAAAUAACCAAAUAGAUCUUUCUGUUUAGUUUUUUACUAACAAAUACCAAACGAUUCCCUAUAAAAUACACUAUGAUUUGAUCAUUAUGAUAUCAAAUAAUCAUAUAAUAUAUAUUUGAAAUGAUAAAAAUUGGACUAAUUGGGUUGGUCGAGGUUGAACCAUUGAAUAACUUUAAAAUACAUUAUAUUUUAGCCACUAAGAUAUAAAAUAAUAGCAUAAUAUAUUAUGCCAGAGAAAAUAACUUGUUUUAGAAUGUCAAACCAAUGAUGUUCAUUUGUUUUACUUGAUGGCCAAAUCCCGUAUAGGUCAAACCAAUUCAACUCUUUUAUUUUAUGGUUAGCGGUUAGCCCAUUAGAUAUCAUGCAUUAGUUUAUUGUUAAAUUUUUUAUUUUUAGCAAUAAAAAGAAGUAUUGUUUUUGCCUCUUCAUAUAUAUUUUAUCACCACGGAGAAAUAAAAGGGAUUAAUGAAAAAAUUGACACUCUUGAACCCGUUUAAAUCCGCAUGUGUACGGUAAGUUGGCCCGUUCCAAAGAGAAAAGAGAAAAAAAUUGACACUCCCUAUUUUAUCAUUCCUACAAACGCUCCUGGAGCAGGAAAUUUGAAAUGGGGGAAGGGUUUUUUCCUCUCUGCUAUUAUAUCUUUUUAAUUUAAAAAGAUGUAACAAAUGUACUUAGUGUGAUUGGUUAUGAUCCUUACUUUUCCUUAAAAUGGUCAUGGUUUGAAUCCCACUACGUGUCUUUUUAAUGAAUUAAAAAAAGUAAGUGUGAAGACCAAAAUGUCCUUCCUACUUUUACUCUCGUUACAGGAAAUUUGAAAUGGGGCUCCCAUUUUUGCCUUCGGUGUAUUAUAUUAUGUGUAGAUUUAUGUUUUGGAAUUUCAAAUGAUUGUCAACUUGGCGUUGAAUCUCUCAACUCAAGAAAAGAUAAAUGAAGUAUUUGAUGAACA
This is a messenger RNA of Linum trigynum, 7942 nucleotides long. The record is from the annotation of a GenBank genome assembly. Lineage: Eukaryota; Viridiplantae; Streptophyta; Magnoliopsida; Malpighiales; Linaceae.